Molecule: messenger RNA, 2815 nt
Organism: Mus caroli (Ryukyu mouse)
Lineage: Eukaryota; Metazoa; Chordata; Mammalia; Rodentia; Muridae
Source: RefSeq, a predicted model, not a curated record
GGAGGGGCGCGUGAGUCAUCAGAGAGCGCCGCGACCCGAGCCGGAAGCGAUGGAGAUUUUACCAGGGGAUUCCAUUACAACAUGCCUUUCUCCUUUAGUGCAUGACUUGAUUUGUAACCUUGGGUUUGAACUCAAAGAAAUUUGUGAUAUCAAUAGCAUUGUAACUCAAAAUGGUGAAGUACGAUGGAAAGCAAUUACUGACCGUGUGAGAUAUGAAGAAUUAGGGCGAAGUCUGGACUACAGGAGAAGUGUGCAGCAGCUGGGUCCGGUGUGUGAGGCCAUCCACCUGCAUAUCUCAGCUCUGACCAAAGCUCAGUUUGAAGUUCAGUAUUCGCCGUGGUACCAGUGGACGGCUUAUCCAGAGUUGUUUCUUGAGAUACUUGAUGCCUUGGAAAGCUCAGAGCCUGCUGCCGUCUCCCUCGGCGUGAUGAAACUAGCUUCCUGUCUGGAGCGAGCCCUCGGCGACGUAUUUUUACUGGUUGGGAAAGAGUGCCCCUUUCUCCUAAGAGAUCUUCUUGCAUCUGCAGAGCUUGCACAAGUCUUUGGACAUGCUGUGAUGGACGUACUAAAAGUCUUCAUCGGCUCUCCCUGCGGACUCAACCUGAGAAACGUCUUGUGGCAUGGCUUUGCUUCCCCUCAAGAUAUUCCUCCAAAAUACUGUUCAGCCAUGUUGCUGUUGACGGCAGGACUGGGUCAGUUACUGAAGAGUUACCUUCACCACACAAAAGCCACAUUGGCACAUCGACCUUUUGUAACACUCACAAACUUAGAGGAUGUGAUUGUUUUUCCUGGUGUGACUUACGAGGUACUGUCAACAUUAGAGACAGUGAUGACAAAAUCCAACUUCCUAUUAAAAAUCAUGUUGCCAUAUUGGGAAAUGGCCGUGAGCAAGUUCAAGUCGCGCAGGUUUGCCGACUGCACCAUGUUAUUGCUGUCACAGCUAGAAGCUGGACUCAGGAGACUGUUUGCUGCAGUUAACAAGUGUCCUGAUAGACUGCUCACAGCUGAGGCAACAAUUCUGUAUACCACCUUUGAUGAAAUACUGGCAAAACACAUGAGUGAUGGUAGCAUCAACCAGCUUCCUUGUUUCCUUGGAGAGCCUGCCAUGGAAUUCUUGUGGGAUUUCCUGAAUUAUCAGGAGGGUCCUCGUAUCCGGGAUCGUUUAAGCCAUGGCGAGAUCAACAUACAUGAAUUUCCAGAAGAGGCCGCAGGCCAGCUGCUCACAUUCUCCCUGGUGCUGCUGCUCAGAUUCACUGAGAAGGGGACAGUGUCAGAACUGAAGGAGGAAGCAGCAAUACAGUUGCUGGUUAGGCUUGCAGAAGGAUACAGGUCUCGCUGCCACCCAGCCUUCCAGCUUCAAAAACAGGUGCUGAGCUGUGAGGGAAGCCUCAGGCUGUGGCCUGUGCCGCCUUCGCCAGAAGAGUGUUGUCAGGAAACAGGCAGUUUGGAAGGAAAUUCUGAAGCAUGUGCCUGCAACUCUUUAAUUAGCAAGAUUUUGUGUGAGCUCUGCCACUACCUGCCUGGGAGUGCCUGUGCUAUAAAUGGCUUGGAUGGUCUUCCCUCAGAGAAGUGGUCCCAGCUGCUCAGUGAACUCUGUAGCACACGCAUUCCUACGCUGUUCUGCCCCAGAAUCGUUCUAGAAGUUCUAGUUGUGCUCCGAGGCAUCAACUCCCAGUGCCAGCGCGUAUCUGACCAGGUCACCGCCUCUUUGCAGCUAAGACACAGGCAAUGGGUGGAGCGUCGGUUGCGUUCAAGGCAGCGUCAGAACUAUGUGCGCAUGCUCAGCAGUGUUAGACUUUUGUGUCCCAUGCUUUCCCUGAUCUUGUUGCUCCUUGCACUGGAGUUGGCCAGUGUCCAUGCUGUUCGUGGUAAGGGCGCUGAGGAACAACAGCAGUAUCUGAGGUUUUCCUUGAUCCUUAGCUGGUCUUCUCUGUACAAUUGGAUACUAAGUUUGUGGAUCACAAAAUUGAACCUAGUUUACUAGUGAACCCUCUCAGCUUGCCAGGCUAUAGUUCUGCGCCCAGGUGCAAGCUAAGUGAAGACUAUGGAGAUGGUCUUGCAGGAAGGUCUUGAAGUCAGAGCCAUGAGGCAGAUCCUACCACAUGCAAGUGACCACAAUUGUAUAUAGCUAAGUUUCAAACUUAAGAAUUCUACUUUCCAGCUACAUCCAGAUCAAGGGAAUCUGAAAGUAGGAUAAUCUUUUAACCCUACAUGCAGAGAUCCCAGUGUUCAUGACACCCCUUAGACAGGCUGUACAAAUGGUAUGCUGUGCUCAGUCGACUAUAGCACUGUGAUGCAGCCUUCAUCUAUGUCCACAAGUUUUUCGUAUAUUAGCUGCCUUACAUAUUGUAGCAUCUUAUGGAUUGAAAUAGGGUGUGUAUGAGAGGGGUGUGUGUGUGUGUGUAUGUGUGUGUUUUAGACUAGCCCUGACUCACUGUGUAGACCAGGCUGGCCUUGAACUCACAGAAGUCAGCCUGCCUCUGCUUUUUAAGUGCUAGUAUUAAAAGCAGUAGUUUUAGAUUGAUCUAGGGGAGGAGGCUGUGAGAUGGGGAAUUGUGAAAGUCAAAGGACAGCUCCACCCACUCCUUCCACCUUUCUACGAGCUCCAGGGAUUGAACCCAGGUCACCAGGCUUGCUUGAUGAGUGCUGCGCCUGUUGAACCAUCUCACCUGCUCUGUACUGGUUAGUUUUCAUUGUCAACUUGACGGACCUAGAGUCUCAAAUUUCAUUUGAGGAAUUUUCUGAACAGGUUGGCCUGUGGGCAUGUCUGUCAGAAUUGUCUUGAUUGUUAAUUGAUGUGAGAGAGCCUAGCCCA